AUGUCCAUGACGCCGCCGGCCAGUUCGGAACUUCGAUCCCUCGAAUCCGGCAAUGAGUCGCGAGUGGAGGACAGCGUUCGCUGCGAGACAGGCGCCUCGAACUUCCGGGUGCCAAUGUCACAAGCCCACUAUCCUGGGGGGGGCCAUGCCUCAGCCUAUCAGCAGCAGCAGCAGCAGCAGCAGCAGCAGCAGCCCGGCACGCGAUACUACCCGGGCUAUUCGGCCACCGGGAGUGGGGUCGACUUUGUUUCGCCGGCACCUCCAGCCUCGGCAAAGAGCCAUGCGCAGGAGGCCGGCCCCGAGCACACCCCCCUGGUGUAUCCGGCGGAGGGGAUGACAGACGCGCAUGAGCCCAAGCACGCCAGCGAGGCCGAUCGCCGUCGUGCGUCAUUCCGAGAUCUCCUCACGCCAAGCUCUCCCUUCUCGCCGGAGCACAUGGCCGACCUGGGGAGGCUGUCGGCGGGGCAUCCUUCCAGCGCAAUGGGGGCCGGUGGGCCUUCGACGGGGAUGUCGCCGGACCGGUGGUACCCCAUGUGCACGAUCAACCCGGCGGGUCCGGUGCCGGUGGCGGUCUCCCUGCACGAGGGGGCCCAUGGGCAUCUAGCAGGCCCAGCAGGGACCUCGGCCCCGGGACCAGGUGUGCACUAUCCACCCCGGCAGCAGGAGCAGCAGCAGCAGCAGCAAGUGCACUAUCAGCACGCUGCGAAUGGGCACAUGCCCCAUUGGCUGGACGCCUCGGCCUCGAGGGAACCGUCGCAACAGCACGCUCCAUCCCAACAUCAGCCGCAGCAGCAACAGCAACAGCAGCAGCAGCAACAUCAUCAACACCACCACCAGCACCAACACCACCACCACCACCACCAACAGCAGCAGCACCACCAUGCCGAGGCGGCCAACAAGGAAUUGAGCCCGCUGCUUCAUGCGCGCUCGGGGUCUUUCGAAUUUGAACAGGCGCCGGCCGGCGACGGUGGGCAGUUCCACCUGGAGGCCGGGCACCGGCUGACGGUGUCGACCCUGGGAGGAGCCCCGGAGACCGUGGCAGACACCCCGGCCGAGGAGGGGCCGGAGAUGGGGGGCGCCCAGCUGCACCCGAUUCCAAAGGCCUCCAUCAGCGCGAAUGGGGCACUGCCGGCCUCGCCUACCGGGAGGGACUCGAUGGGCAGCUGCCCGUCCGAACCGCAGCAACGGUAUGCUGCUUCGCGGCACCACUUUUCGCAGCCAUGCUCGAUGUAUCCCCCGGAUCAUGGGGGCCAUUAUGACCAGCAGGAGCACAUGCGGCAGCCUCUCCAGCACUUCCUGUCGGGGGAGCAGCAGCAGCAGCAGCAGCAGCGGCAGCAGCAGCAGGAUCGGGACCCGAAACAGCCGCCAACCGGUGACUCGGCUCCCUUCCCCAAGAUGAUGGAGCCCGGGGCCCCGUCAGCAGUGGUAGCUCCGGGGGAUGGAGGGGACACCAGCAGCUCGGCAUGUGCCACCCAGGCUGGGACCUAUGCCCAUGGACCGGACGUAUCUAUGCCCUCAGCGAACUCCCAGAACCAGCAGCGCGUAUACCAGCAGCCGGUCUACCAGCAUCAGCACCAGCCGCAGCACCACGAGCCAGAGAUCCGCCUCUGAGUCUAAGAGAAGGGCGGGGCAAGGGGGCGACAGAGGGAGAGAGA
Fonticula alba is the source of this 1655-nucleotide messenger RNA. RefSeq lists its product as hypothetical. The record is from RefSeq and is a predicted model, not a curated record. The transcript has 2 exons. The coding region runs from base 1 to 1611 and encodes 536 amino acids. Lineage: Eukaryota; Rotosphaerida; Fonticulaceae.